GGAAUGAUGACCGAGAUGGAGCGCCUCUGCCUUAUCAUGUGCCUGGUAGGUGUGGGCAACACGGUCGCUGCAACGUUGCAAGGCGCCAUGUUCAAGAUCUUCAGCGAGCGACAAGCCAGGAAAUUCCGCAUCCAGUACUUUGACUUGGUGCUGCACCAGGAUGUGAGCUGGUUCGAUCUCAAGGAGAUCGCAGCGCUGCCGGCGGAGAUCAACGAUGACCUGGAGAAGAUCCAAGACGCUUUCGGCGACAAGUUCGGGAACGGUGUGAUGUCGGGGUCGGCGUUCAUCGGUGGUUUCGCCUGUGCCUUUGGACUGGGCUGGCUGGUGGCGCUGGUGAUGUGCGCCAUGCUUCCCUUCAUGGGCGUGGGUGCGGCGAUCAUGGGAAAGGCCGUGCAAGAGAUCCAGAUGGAGUCGCAAAGUUGGUAUGCCAAAGCGGCCGCCGUGGUGGAGGAGUGCCUCUUCGCGAUGCGCACGGUGGUCGCCUUCGGUGGUGAGUUCCGAGAGCUGAAGAAGUUCGGAGAGGCGCUGGUGCACACGCGUCGAGGUGGUGUGCGAAAUGGCUUCAAGAUUGGAGCUGGCAUGGGCUACACGAUGAUUGUGCGCAGCAGGGGCGAAAGCUGGGAUUCCGGUGCUUCAACUGGCCUCCUUUCGCGUUCUUCAUAUGGAUUUUGUUUUUUAAAUAUGCCUGUAAUUAUCCGCCUUAUAUAUUCCUUCAGCUCGGCAUGUCACCCUGCUCACGACACGCCGUGUCCUGUGUUUCCGCAGCCACUGCAGGUGGUCUUCUUCGGCUACGCUUUGGCGUUUUGGUUCGGCAUGACCUUGCGCUACAACGGAGCUUUGAACCCCUCCACGGGGAAAGAAUGGCAGCCCGGCAACAUCAUGGCCAUCUUCUUCUGCGUCUUCAUUGGCAGCUUCAUGGUGGGCAAUUUGGACCCCAGCAUCAAGGCCAUGCAGGCCGCACGCAUGGCAGCCGGCCGUUUCUUCAAGGUCAAAGAGAAUAAGCCUGCUAUCCAGUGCUAUGGUGCGGAUGGUCGACAGGAGAUCUCCAGCAUUGAGAAAUUUGAGUUCCAGUCGGUUCACUUCAACUACCCAGCACGCCCUGAAGUGAAGAUUCUGAACGGUCUGUCCCUCACCGUGCAGCGUGGGCAGAAGGUGGCCGUGGUGGGCGAGUCCGGCUCGGGCAAGUCCACCGUCAUGGCACUGAUGGAGCGCUUCUAUGAUCCAGCCUCCGGUGUGGUGAUGGUCAAUGGCCACGAUAUGAAGACCUUUAAGAUCAGCUCUUUGCGAAGGUGCAUUGGCUACGUGGGACAAGAGCCCGUUCUGUUCGCCAGCUCCAUCAAGCACAACAUCAUGCAGGGCAAUCCAGAUGCCUCCAAGGAAGACUUCAUUCAAGCCUGUGCGGAUGCACAGCUGAACUUCGUGGACACCUUGCCGGAGAAGUACAACACCUUCGUGGGAGCCGGGGGUGGUCAACUGUCAGGUGGGCAGAAACAGCGCAUUGCCAUUGCCCGAGCCCUCCUCAAGAAGGCAUCCUUCCUCUUCUUGGACGAGGCGACCAGUGCAUUGGACAACACAUCAGAGAAGAUGAUUCAGCAGACCAUUGAUAGCAUCAGCUCCAAAUCCGAGAGUGGUCUCGGCAUUGUGAGCAUCGCCCACCGUUUGAGCACGGUGCGCAACGCAGACCUGAUCUACGUGCUGAGUCAGGGAUCGCUGGUGGAGAAGGGCAACCAUGCGAGCCUCAUGGACAAGAAGGGUACCUACUAUGCGCUGGUGGCUGCCCAAGAGUCCUCGGAGAAGAUGGAGGAGAAUGACCAGCCAGGGCUUCCUCAUGAACACACCUCGGCGAUCCUGCAGAGGAGGGAUUCGGAACAUAGCGCUGAAUCGGAGACGGCACGCGUGCAACGGGAGAAGAAGGAAGAAGAGGAGCGAGCGAAGAAAAUCGAGAAGGAGUACAAGGUGCCCAUGUCGCGACUGUUGAGCUACAACCGUCCCGAGUGGCCCUUCUUUGUGCCAGCGGUGUUGGGCGCAUUGCUGGAUGGUGCUGCCAUGCCGGUUUGCACGGUGGCACUCGUUGGAUCGAUGGAUGCCUUCUUCAAACCCGACAAGGAAGAGAUGAAAGCCGAGCUGGAGUUGAUGGCUAUCAUUUUCGUCAUCAUCGGCGUGAGCUGCUUGAUCGGGAGCACCAUCUCGCAUGGCUGCUUCUCCAUUUUGGGUGAGGCGAUGACCCAACGCUUGCGCGUGGCCAUUUUGACGUCCAUGUUCCGCCAGGAGGUGGGCUAUCACGACAAUCCUGAGAACACCCCAGGUAUGCUGUCCAAGGCAUUGGAACUGUGGGCCUUCCGGGUGGCCACCUUGUGCAAAUCCAUUCAAGCGAAGGCUGCUGCCAUGAGCUCACUGGUGGUGGGCUUGGUCUUGGCUUUUGCAUACUGUUGGCAGAUGUCUUUGGUGAUGUUGGGUUCCAUCCCUGUCAUGAUUCUGGCGAAUGCCAUCCAGAUGAUGGUGCUGCUGGGUGCUUCGAAGAAUGAGAACACGAACCUGAAGAACGCCCAGCAGAUCGUCACCGACUCGGUGAUGAACGCACGCACCGUCCAAGCCAUGGGCGUGGAGAAGUCGUUGGUGGCGAUGUACGUGGGUUGGGUGGACAAGUCCGUGCACGGCAUGUGUCGCCGCAACUUCUUGGCUGGCUUGGGCUUCGGAGUUGCCUCAGGCAUUAUGUUCUUCAUCAUGGCUGGGGGCUUUUACAUCGCCUCCAUCCUGAUCAGAGAUGGAACUGCGGACUUCAGGGGAGUCAUGAUGGCUUUCAUGGGCAUUUUCUAUGCUGGCAUGGGCGCAGGACAAGCCGCCGUGAUGGUUGGAGAUGCCACCAAAGCCAAGGUCGCUUGCCACGACAUGUUCAAGCUCAUGGACCGAGUCUCGUUGAUCGAGGGCUUGGAACCUCGGGGCGACUCGCCGCCAGGGCUGGACGCGGGGACCAUCGAGUUUCAGGACGUCAAGUUCUUCUACCCUUUCAGGCCUGACAUUCAAGUCUUGAAGGGCAUCACGUUCAAGAUCACCGCCGGGCAAUCCGUCGGUUUGGUCGGCCCGUCGGGUGGAGGCAAGAGCACCGUGAUGUCAUUGCUGCAGCGUUUCUACGAUCCAGUGGAGGGCACCGUGUACAUCGGCAGCGGAAAGAUGCCGUUGAGCUCACUGAACAUCCGCUGGUGGCGCAAGCAGAUUGGCUUCGUGGGGCAGGAGCCGAUCCUCUUCAACACGACGGUGAAAAACAACAUCAUGUAUGGUUUGGACGAUGACGACAAGCCACCCACGAAGGAGUACAUUGAGCAGUGUGAGCAGAUGUGCAACUUGGCCUUCCUCCACAAGAACGGCAACCGUGGCCUUGAGACUGAGGUGGGCCCCCGCGGCAGCCGUUUGUCGGGCGGACAGAAGCAGCGGGUGGCCAUUUGCCGUGCUUUGAUUCGAAACCCAGCGGUGAUGCUCUUGGAUGAGGCCACCAGUGCACUCGACACACAAAGUGAGGCAAUUGUGCAGACCGCGCUGGAGGCUGCGCUGAAGGGACGUACGUCCUUUGCGAUCGCGCAUCGGCUCUCCACCAUCCAAGGCUGCGAUGUGAUCCUUGUGAAUGCUGAUGGCCGAGUGGUGGAGAAGGGCAAUCAUGAGGAACUCAUGGCUCUCAAGGGCGUGUAUCACAAGUUGCAGAUGCAGUCUCAGAAGUGAAGACUCGGAGACUCUUGCAGUCUGGAGUCGGGCAGGUGGAGUCUGCGGUUUUGGUCUGUUUCCAUUGCGAUGGUUGUUUUUUCCAUCGCGAGUUCAGAGGAGAGAUCUUGCCACCAGGGAAAGCUUCGGGUGAUUUACUUGAGUGACGC
Molecule: messenger RNA, 3863 nt
Organism: Durusdinium trenchii
Lineage: Eukaryota; Dinophyceae; Suessiales; Symbiodiniaceae
Source: the annotation of a GenBank genome assembly